Messenger RNA from Styela clava, 5065 nucleotides. The record is from RefSeq and is a predicted model, not a curated record. Lineage: Eukaryota; Metazoa; Chordata; Ascidiacea; Stolidobranchia; Styelidae.
GAGGAUAUACAAUAAGUUGGUGCAGACUUUGUAUCUCACACUCAAUGUAAGCAAAACUUUAAACUGCUCUAUACAACCAGCCUGAAAGUAUUGUUGCACUAUACCCCCUGAAUUAGUUAAUUUUGUUCGUUUUUGUUUUAUAAAGCGUAGUUUAAAAUAAUGAGUAAUUGUUGUCGAAUGAGAUGUCUGAGCAGAGAUUCCUCUUCGACAAUUCUAGACGACGAAACGGAUUUAAUUCCACAGCGAAAUAAUUCAAUUCAAUUUAUUAAAGAUUAUGAGAGUCUUGACUACGACCAAUGCUUCAAUGAACCUUACAGAAAUCAAAUAAAGAAAGAAAUUCAGACUCAUGGCAAAUGGACUGGAAGUAAAAAAGAAUUGUUGAGUUGGAUUGUUAUUUUUUUCAUCGGAGUUCUUACUGCAGUGGUUGCAUUUUUCAUUGAUUAUUUUGUUAAAUUAUUGAGUGAAUGGAAACUGGACACAGUCAACAGCAGACUUCAUACAUGUGAAGGUACCGGUUGUGUUGCCAUAUGUCUUUGUUUAUUGCUUGCUUUCAACAUAUCAUUUGUGAUUAUUGCCGCAUCUUUUGUUGUUUUUGGAGAGCCUUUAGCUGCAGGAUCUGGCAUCCCAGAAAUCAAAUGUUAUUUAAACGGAGUAAAAGUUCGGAAUGUUGUGAGAUUCCGAACUUUGGUUUCAAAAGCUAUCGGAGUUUUAUUCAGUGUUUCUGGAGGUUUACUUGUCGGUAAAGAAGGUCCAAUGAUCCACAGUGGAGGUGUAAUAGGAGCAGGAGUUCCGCAGUUUCAAAGUCAAACAUUUAAGAAACUUAAAGUUAAUAUUCCUUACUUCAGAUCGGAUAGGGAUAAACGAGACUUUGUAUCAGCGGGAGCGGCAGCAGGGGUGGCAGCUGCAUUUGGAGCUCCUAUAGGUGGAGUUUUGUUCAGUUUGGAAGAAGGAAGUUCGUUCUGGAAUCAGUCAUUGACUUGGAAAACUUUAUUCUGCACAAUGGCGUCUACUUUUACAUUAAACUUUUUGUUGUCUGGAGUAAUGGAUGGAGCUUGGGGAACUUUUGAUCAGAACGGUCUGCUGACUUUUGGAAAAUUUGAGUGUGAUUCUGGCGACUGUCAUUUAUGGACAAUUGGUGAUCUAUUAAUAUUUAUUGCAAUGGGGUUUGUUGGUGGAUUACUUGGAGCUUUGUUCAACGCUAUUAAUACUAAAAUUACAAUCUUCAGACUCAAGUAUUUAGCAAGGAAAGGAAAGCUGAUGAAAAUUGUUGAAGUUAUUGCAAUUGGAACAGUGACAGCAAUGUGUGCUUUCUUUGCUCCUAUUGUGAUUGGCACUUGCAAACAGGUUGCCAGUAAUUCAACAAUGGAUCCUACAUUAAGUGAAACUCAGCAAUUUCUCUGCCCUAAUGGAACAUACAAUGAUAUGGCAACACUGAUGUACAACACUCAGGAAACAGCAAUCAAGCAAUUAUUCCAUAACUCUGGUGCCUUCACACUACAAGCUCUUGCAGUGUUCUUUGUUUUAUUUUUCUUUCUCUCUUGUUGGACUUACGGCGCAUCAGUUCCUAGUGGUCUGUUUGUACCUUGUAUAUUAUGUGGAGCUGCCUAUGGAAGAUUUUGUGCUGAACUUUUCUAUAAUGUGUUUGGAAUGAAUAACAUUUAUCUUGGGACAUUUUCAUUGGUUGGUGCAGCAGCUUUUCUUGGCGGAGUUGUUCGGAUGACAAUAAGUUUGACUGUUAUAUUGAUUGAAUGCACAAAUGAAAUCACCUAUGCAUUGCCCAUUAUGAUUACGUUAAUGGUUGCCAAAUGGGCAGGUGAUAUUUUCAAUCACGGAAUCUACGAUAUUCAUGUGUUUAUAAAAGGAGUUCCGUUGCUGGAAUGGGAUCCACCACAUGGCGCUACAGUACUUCAAGCCAGCGAUAUUAUGCAAACAAGGUUGAAAUACAUUUAUCCUCACACAAGGAUACGUUCCCUCGUUAAUUUGUUACGCACGACUGCACACAAUGCAUUUCCUGUUAUUACUAUAAAGACCAAAUCAAACGGGGAGGAAGAGCACUCGAAAAAAACUGAAUUGAAGGAAAGAAAGCGACACGGUAGCCAUGAUAUAUUGUCUGCUAAUAUUGAAUACCAGUUGAGCAGCCAUCAAUCAAGAAUGUCAAUUGAUAGGAAACGAGCCUUCACUGUUGGAUCUGCCAAUACUGAGCUUGUUCAAGUCACAUCUCCACUGUCUCUUCAUGACGGACUUUUGAACAGAGACACAUCAGAAAGUGUCCUCUUUGACGAUGUAGCUUCUGACAUGAGCAGCAUCAACUUACAAGACAACUUGAACCCCCUGAUAUUUCAUGGAAUUAUUCUUAGGUCGACACUCAUUGCUUUGAUUAAACAAGGAGCAGGUUAUGAUGAAAAUAAUGUGAUAUCGAAACAAGCUGCAAUUGACUAUAAAACACUCCAGGAAGAUUAUCCGAGGUUUCCAGACAUUCACGAUUUGAAUAUGGAUGAACUAGACCUGCAACAAGUUCUGGAUGUGACGCAAUACAUGAACACCAGUCCAUAUGUUGUUUAUCCAACCACCCAGUUAUCUCAAGUCUUCAACUUAUUCAGAACUAUGGGAUUGAGACAUCUGCCUGUCAUUAACAGCGGGGGAGAGGUUGUUGGGGUGAUCACUCGUCACGAUCUGUCCCACGAUUAUAUAGAAGAACUUAUGGAAUCGAGGAAAAGAAGCCCAUCUAUGAUGUCAUCAAGUGUUAUUACAUCAUCAUCAGAAAGUGGUUCGAAUUCUCAGCCAACUCCAAUCAAUAUAUGAUGUCAUAACUUACUAUAAUGUUAAAUCAUUGUUUCUCUACCUGUAUUGAUAAAUACCUCCCAUUAUCGAUUCAAAAAACUCUUGAAAAUUUUCAAACAAUUCUCAGUUCUAGCUCACCCCAAUUAAUAUACAAUGUUAUUAUACUACUAAAUCAGCGUUUCCCAACCUUGAUUGAUAUAUUCUUCAUUACACCAUUUCAGUCAGUAGUUAAUUCUUCCACAUACCGAAAAUAUGAAAGUGCACGAACAGUGAGGUAAAAAAAAGUAUUUCAGCAUAAAAGAAGACACGAUAAACCAGUAAUGAGGGUGCCGGUGGACUCUGCACCUCUACCACACACAACCCUGGAACGAUGCUCGAUAAUCUUACAGUAUCCUCGACCAUCCAACAAUCAAUGGCGUUAAAAGUUAUAUUCAGGUUGCCUUUGUUAACUGUAUUUGUAUUGUAUUUCUGGCAACUAGCAUUUUCCCAGAUGGCUGUGACCUGUGAUGUCAUCAGUCCUAGAUGAAGGUUGAGUAGCCAUGUGCUCUCGCCUCUCUGUACUUGAGGGUUCACCCCUGUUGUGAAGGCUUCCUCUUGAAGUGUGUUAGGAAUUACUAUGUUUUGGUUAUGUUUAUGGGAAUUUACUACGAUAAAUAUACGUUUUCACGGGGCUCCCGAAGUAUGCGAACCAAGAUGGCGGACAUCGGAAUGUAAUAUGUGUACUAGGUUAGGGUUAGGCCAUAAUUUUAGGUAUAAAUACUACGGGAGGCUCUUGGCUAGUCUUCGAACUGAUAAUAGGACUAAAAUAAGGAAAAUUGGAAAAAAAUUAUCGCCUAACCCUAACCUGUUACCCAUGUUACGUUCCGAUGUCUGCCAUCUUGGUUCACAUACUUUGGGAGCACCGUUUUCACUCGGUUAACAGCCUUGACAUACUUUGUCGCCAACUUCUAUCACUAAUUUUCGUUUUUUUGCUAUUAUCUAUUACUGUUAGGCUUAUUCAAGGGUGUCUCUGCUCGAUAACAAGUAUUGGUUUUUACGUCAUAACUCUCUAUAUAUGAAUGUAAUGCUUGAUGGUAAAAUUCGAUUCAUUUCCCUUCUUUGACGAUUUAUAAGCCUUGUUCUCCCCGUUUGGAAACUUUUGAAUAUCUCUUAGGUAUUUUGUCAAGUCACUAUGCAUUAAUAACAUUCUUUGUCGUUCAAUCUUUAAUGGAUCAUUAGCUUAAAUCCCUCUCUCACUUUUGAGUAGUUUGUAAUGUUUGCGUGAAUAUGUAUUGAUACCAAAUAAGUCUCAGAUAAUGGUAAUACUGAAUGUAAAUUUGGAGUAAAAUUUUCUCCGCUACAACAAAAUUCAUUCUAGGUUGGGAAACGCUGGGCUAAAUACUUGGCGCUCCAGAAGUAUGUUUACCAAUAUGGAGGUAACUAAUUUUGUUCGAUUAUUUUACAACAAGUUGUGUAACGGGAUUGAAACAUAUGGGUAUAUUCUCUUGGCUGACACAGACAGUCUACAAACUCGUAAUAAAACUAAGAUAUGGUAAAUUGGAUUAAAAUUAUGGCCUGACCUUAACCUGGUACACGUACUAAUGGAGCACCAAAUACUUAUCCUAUCACAAUCAUUCAUAGGAAAAUACUGUGUUCGCCAUUAUCUUGAUUCUCUACUUAUUCACCUAUUUAGAAUUUAUAUUUUAUUACUCUUUAUUUAUGAGUUAAUCUUUAUAACUUUUUUCGGACCUCCAGAAGUAUGCGCACCAAGAUGGUGCACAACCUGAACAUAGUAUGCGUGUACCGGUUAGGAUUCAGGUUGUGCGACAUCUCGGUGCGCAUACUUCUGGAGCAACCUUUUUUCACUUUAAAUAUUAACAAGACUUCUGAGUUAUCCUGCACCCACUGAGUGUAAGAAUACACUAACUCUAGGGUCCACAACCUUUUUCUUGCCCUGUGCCACUCAAGGCGUACCACCUGAAAUUGACGAUUGGACCGUAGAAAGCAACGGGAAGCAAAAAAUGCCAGGCCAGCAAAAGGAAAGCUUGUACUCAGCUGACCGCAUUUGAGAUUUACCUGUUUGAUUGAUUGACUUCGAACUUGAGACUCAAAUGCUUCGACUCUCGGCCCAUGGUUUUGGGACUUUUACUAAUUAUUUAUCUAGUGUUGAAGUACCGGUAUAUGCUCGUUUUACUGCCCGAUCUUUAUUAAGGGCCCGUUUGAAUAGCCGCUUGUGUGAACAGAACAUAAAAAUAAAUAAGGGCUGGUGCUUGAAUACCCGCCCGAUGUAAAAGCUGAUUUUUCA